AUGGACAAGCAUGGAAAGAAAAGACCUUUGGUGACUACUCAUGUGGUUCCAGAUGAUGUGGGGGGUGAAGUACAGAAUAUGCUGGAAAGAUUUGGAGAUCUAGCAAUCAGACAGGAGGAGGAUUUCUAUGUUAAAAAGCUAGGAUUGCUUGUUAUUGAAGACUCAAAAAUAGGAUGGACGGAAGGAAAAUUAAUUGAUCAGAGAGAGGAUGCUGUCUGCUCAAAAACACAUUUGUCAUACUUACGGCUAGUGUCUAUUUAUAGGCAGAAGCUCAACCAUGAGUUCUCCCAGCAGUUCCUGACUUUAUUUCAGCAAUGGGAUGUAGAUGUGCAGAAAGCAGAGGAACAGGAAGAAAAACUAGCGAAUAUGUUUCGUCAGCAACAAAAAGUUUUUCAACAGGCAAGAAUAGUUCAAAGUCAGAGACUGAAAACCAUUAAGCAACUCUAUGAGCAAUUCUUAAAGAGCAUGGAAGAGCUGGAGAAGAGCAAUGAAAAUCUGCUAGCUGGUGCACAAAGUGAACUUCGCAAAGAAAUGGCUAUGUUGCAGAAGAAGAUUAUGAUGGACACUGUAAGUACCAGAUCUCUGAAGAAGUUAGUUAAAUACAAAAAUAGAACAUUCUAUAAGAAAGUCAUUUGA
Nipponia nippon (crested ibis) is the source of this 636-nucleotide messenger RNA. NCBI's taxonomy places the organism in Eukaryota, Metazoa, Chordata, Aves, Pelecaniformes, Threskiornithidae. The record is from RefSeq and is a predicted model, not a curated record.